This is a messenger RNA of Schistocerca piceifrons (Central American locust), 7694 nucleotides long. It is a transcript of the gene Usp20-33, whose product is annotated as ubiquitin carboxyl-terminal hydrolase 20. Lineage: Eukaryota; Metazoa; Arthropoda; Insecta; Orthoptera; Acrididae. The record is from RefSeq and is a predicted model, not a curated record. The transcript is spliced from 18 exons. Bases 267 to 3269 code for a protein of 1000 amino acids. Gene Ontology annotation, biological process: protein deubiquitination. Gene Ontology annotation, molecular function: zinc ion binding; cysteine-type deubiquitinase activity.
UGAAAUUAAUUGUUGUGUGUGGUGAAUGUGUCAAACGUUAUUCGUCGAUGGACAUUGACUUGUGGUCUCACGUAGUUUGUUGUAAAAUCGUGCGUGCUUCGUAACAGUAAUGAGAUGAUGACAGCGAAGAGGAAAAACUAUUGACUGAUCUAAAAGUGAGAUGUGUAUUGCAGUGAUGUGGUAUAUUGCUGCUGUAGCACCAACCGAAUACCAUCUUUAAUCGUUUAAAAAUUGUGUGUAGGCGAGCUACGAAAAACUGAAGUGCAAUGUCUGGACGACCACUGAAGUGCCCUCACUUGGCCAGCGUCGAUGUUACUCACGCAGAUAUUGAGAAAGCGAAGGAGAUUAGCAAAUGUUCACUUUGUGAGUCUCGUGGACCAAACCUAUGGCUUUGUGUCCACCGAGGCUGCUUACAGAUCGGCUGCGGAGAAGUACAUAAUGACCACAGUACUGCACAUAACAAAAGCAAUCGUAGCCACUGUGUACACCUGAAUUUAUCAACGUUGCGUGUAUGGUGCUACCUCUGUGAAACAGAAGUGUUACUUGAACUGCCAGAUACAGGGUCAGCACUGAGUUGCAAAGUUCCUCAGGUGUACAAUGCACCAUCAGUUCCUUCACCUGCUGGAUCGAUAACAGGAGGUCACUUUGGCGGAGGAGAGUCGGCUGAGAGCAGUGAUAGUGAUAUCAGCAACCAGGAGGAUGAAGGCAAACCCAGGGGACUCACAGGUCUGCAGAAUAUCGGCAACACAUGUUACAUGAAUGCUGCACUGCAAGCUCUGUCGAACACACCACCGCUGACACAGUUCUUCUUGGACUGUGGGGCCUUUGUGACAAGUCGCACAGGCACAACAGGUUCUGGUGAUAAGAAGCCUGGUCUUUCACGAUCGUACCACAGGUUAAUCCAGGAGAUGUGGCAUUCUCGCCGUCCAGGAUAUGUUGUACCUUCUGCCAUUCUGUAUGGGAUCAGAAACGUACAUCCAAUGUUUCGUGGCUAUCAGCAACAUGAUACCCAGGAAUUCUUGCGGUGUUUCAUGGACCAGCUGCAUGAAGAAUUGAAGGAGCCAGUAGUGGAUAUUUAUCCUGAGAAACCAGUUCCCCCACAUGAUGACAACCAGCACAUUCGGCGAAAUUCCUUUGAAGACAUUUCUGAUGAGGAUGAUGAACAUACUGGCGGUAGAGGAAGUGGAUGCGGCGGAAACUCUAGCCAAUCUGAAGCUGAAUAUGAAACGUGUGAUUCAGGUGUGAGUGAGAGGUCUUCAUUAAGUGAUGAAGGGGAAAGAUCAUCAAGCAAAAACAGUAUUCACAGAUCCAGAUCUCCAUCUCCUUCUGAGCGUGGGUCACGUCUGUGCAAGCCUACUUCAGCAGCUUGCAAUCGUGGGCCUUCCUGUUUGCCGUCUUCUGCUCCCGGGCCUGGAGCGUCACGCAAGAAACACCCCGUUAAGCACCGGAGUAUCAUUUCUGAUGUAUUUGACGGAAAGCUGCUGAGUUCUGUGCAGUGCCUUACAUGCGAUAGGAUAUCAACACGUGUUGAGACUUUCCAAGACCUAUCAUUGCCGAUUCCAAGCAGAGACCACAUUCACAUGUUACAUCAAGGCUCCUUAACUCCACAGAAAGGAGGACUCUCAGCUUGUUCUGAUGUCUACACAGGAGACCAGGGUUGGGUAUCCUGGAUCUGGGAAUGGGUACGAAGCUGGUUUUGGGGUCCCACAAUCAGUUUGCAUGACUGUCUUGCUGCAUUCUUCAGUGCAGAUGAACUUAAAGGAGAUAAUAUGUACAGCUGUGAAAAGUGCAAUUUACUUCGAAAUGGUGUCAAAUACUCCAAAGUUCUGGAGUUACCAGAAGUUCUCUGCAUCCAUCUGAAGCGAUUUCGGCACGAGUUAAUGUACAGCUCCAAAAUUGGAAGUUAUGUAUCUUUCCCCCUGGAAGGCCUUGACAUGAGACCCUACCUACAUAAAGAUUGUGUCUCACAAGUCACUAGUUACGACUUGAUGUCCGUGAUUUGCCACCAUGGAACAGCUGGUGGUGGUCACUACACCUGUUACUCCCUGAACUGUAUCAGUGAGCAGUGGUUUGAAUUUGAUGACCAGUAUGUUACACAAGUGUCUCCUGAAACAGUCCAGAACUGUGAGGCAUAUGUUCUCUUCUACAAGAAGUCAUGUGAUGAGAUUGGAAAGAAACGUCAGCGAGCUGUUGAACUCAUUGAACUCUCAUCCAAUGAACCAUCUCUAGAUUUCUAUGUCUCCAAGCAGUGGGUCAACAAAUUUAACACAUUUUCAGAGCCAGGUCCGAUUGACAACUCUGACUUUCUUUGUGCUCAUGGCAGAGUGCAGCCUUCCAAAGCUGCGGAUAUGCAUCAGCUGUGUACCAUAUUAUCACAACCAGUAUGGGAGUACCUGUAUGAGACGUUUGGUGGUGGUCCUGCAUGCAACUUCCUCCGUGCUUGUGCCACAUGCCAAGAAGAACAAGAAGUUUUACAGAGGCGUAUAAAACAAGAGCUCCAGGAAUUCAUGCAGCUCAUCAAAGAUUUUCAGGCUGACGAAGGACCAAGUGUGAUAUAUGCCAUAUCUAUGAGCUGGUUUCGGCAAUGGCAAAAUUUUGUUCGUGGCAAAGAACCUGAGCCUCCUGGUCCCAUUGAUAACAGUUCAAUUGUCACAACCAAGAAUGGACAGCCUGUUGUCAAAAUGGUUUCAGAUUAUGCUCAGCUAUCAGAAGAACUGUGGUAUUUCUUUAAACGCAUUUAUGGAGGAGGACCUGAAGUUGUGUUUCGGUCACCAUAUGCAGGAGGUCCAGCAGUGAGUUGCACUACUGCUUCAGGCAUUGGCCGACCUUGUUAUCCAGGCACAGUGUCGGCAACACCUGAUGGGAGUUUGGCAGCUGCCAUUAAGGCCCGCAGCACAGACAACAUAGAUACUGGGCUAUAUUCAUCUGCAAAUACAGCUGUUAUGGGCCGACAGACCAGAGCUCAAAGUGCCAGUUCUGACAACACAGCACUACGUUCAGCAGCCAGGAAUGCUUCAGUGCACAGAAAGCAGCAACAACAACAGUCAUUAGAUACAACUGUGGAUAUGGGUACAUAUUAUCAGAACUUCUUGUGCAAGCACAAUGAUUUUUCAUCUGGAUCAUUUGGUGUUACCAUUACUGCUGAUGACCCGAUGCAUCCUGCACCGGUGACCUCAGAAAAAGACUCUGGAAUAAUCCUUGGUAAGGAACUAGGAGCCAGCGACACAUUGUAUUCCCCAGUCACUGAAACUAUUGUGCAGAACACUUGAAAAGAAUUGUAACUUGUAUGCGCUUUCAGUUCACUAGUCAUGUUGUACAUUGUAGUUCUGUGAAGUAUGUAUAAAUAGGGCUUACUUAUGUUACAUUUAAAAUAUGACAUACCGACAAAGACUUUUUCACCAAUUCAUUAGAUGUAAUUAUAGUCUUUUGUUGAUAAAUGCCAUUGCAAAUAAAUAUAUGCAUUUAUGAUAUGUCUUGUUCCUCAUAUAUAUAUAUCUGGCAAAAUUUUCACUUUCCUGUGCAAAAUUACUCAAUAUUUUGCUCCAUUGGAAAGGAAGAACUGCAGAUGGGAAUGUAGCAAUGAGGGUAAUGAAUUUGUACAAGUAUUGUGAAGGAAAUGUGUUCAUUUCUCAGUUUAUGUAAAAUGCUUACUGCUCUAUUGUUCGGGCUAAAUUAUAUGCUAUGUGUAGAUUUAUUUUCUCUUUUCUUCCUGUGCUCGUAAAUUGUUUAUGAAAAUUUUGACUGUUUUAGUCUCAGUGGAAACAUUCAUUAUUGCUCAUAUUUGCUUCAUUUGCCAUGGAUGUAGCACUUUCUCAUGUGGUUUAAAUGAUUUCAGUAUGUAUGUCUUUCACUCAGAGCUGAGAGAAAAGUACAGGUGUAAAAUCAAUCUUUUUCUAUUGGUGCAAUUAUCAGCUUUUCCUAUGUUAUCUGGAACAUUGUUAGUAGCAAUAAUGGUAGUUUGAUGACUGUUUAUUGAAUGAAAAGAAAUGGCAAACUUUUUCAUAAUGUAGGACAAGUAUUUUAUGAGAAAUAGACAAUGUCUGUACAUGCAGAAGCUAAUGGAAAAUGUGUAGUAUUCCACAAAAAUUAGAAAUAACAAUUAGUUAUAUCUUUUAUAUGAUGGUGUGUGUGUGUGUGUGUGUGUGUGUGUGUGUGUGUGUGUGUGUGUGUGUGUGUGUGUUAUAUAUUGAAUUUAUCUACCAAAGACCUAAUGUAUUUUACCACACACAAAUAUCAGUUUCUGAAGAUUAUAGUGCAUCUGUGUUUGUAAUUAUUCAUAAUAUUAUUAUUUAUAGUAUAAAGCAUUCUAUGGUUGGUAUGAAAAGUGCUUAUUAGGUCAUAUGUAUGUGUGCUGUAUAUUUGUUUUCAGUAUUACAGACUGUUAGGUCUUUCAAGCUGUAUUUAAGCGUAGCAAGGAUCACUCACAGCCCCAGUGUAUAAACUCAAUAUUAUUUAUGCCUGAGAGCAACUGUAUUUCAUGUUGUGUAAAUGUUGGUCUUUCUCAUUUAGUUGUUAUACUGUUUCAUUCCUUUAAUACAACUUGUGUCUUUUGUUAAUGUUGACUUUGUGGUUGUAAAUUUACCUGUGAAUGGGAAUUGUUAAACAUUUUUUGUAGAGAUCAAGUAUUUCGUAAGUACACCAUGUCAUUAUUGAGCGUUAGCACAUUGUUACAAAGGGGGUUGGGGUGCCCUCCACCCCCACUUUCUUCAUAUGCUCCACCAGUGUUACAGUUUUCACUGUUGCUAUUGUCUGGCUGAUAAUACUAUUACUAUUAUUAUUUUUUAUAGCAGAUCGCAUUUACUCCCCAUCAUGUUAUUGCAACUGCUAAACAUUUGUAUUUGACUGUUUUAAUGUAUCAGUCAUAUUUUAUUCCUCUGGUUAAAAAGAAAAAUGAGGUUCUGUAAAUGAACAAGAGAAUUGAUAUCGUGGAUGUACUAUAACUAGCCUAUAAUCUUGAAGCUGUGAAGCUGUGGUAAAGAAAUCAUAGUUUAAACAACACUAAUGGCGUGCAGACCACUUUUCGUCAUUUAUUGUGCUUGACAGUGAUUAUAACAUUGUUUUUGCAUUAUAAUUUAUUUCAAUUGGUUGUGUCAGUUUUUUGUCAAUGAUUAAAAAAACUUAACUAAAAAUGUAGUCCACAUGAGAUUAACUGUACCUGCUUUCAUUGAGUUAAAUGCAUACAAAAAAUUGAAACUGUUUUUUAAAAUUGAUUUGUGUUAAAAAUUAUAUUUCAUACAUUUAUUCUGAAAAUCUAUAUCAUCAGCUAUUUAUUAUGAUGAAACGAAGUACCUUUAGUCACUAUUCAUCUUUUGACAACACAGGUGCUUGAAAUGGGGAGGGUCUGGGGAUUAUGAAAUGUGGCUACUGACUGUGCUUGGUUAACACAGUUACAAAAGUUGAACAAAUGAAUAAUUGUAGUAAGGGGCAAGCAGAAGACAAAAAAGUUGACUAUACCUGUUUCCAGAAUUUGUUUAAAAUAUUGGUAUAUGUGGCCUUUGCAGAAGACUGUUAUCACCAAUGCAUCUUUCAGCUAUUUUUGUAGUUACAUUUCAAACAGUCUGUUUAUGUAAUGUGUAGAAAUUUUGCUGCAUUAAGACAUUUUUUUUUAUAAAAUCAAUUACUCCUUUUGUUGCAUCAAAAAUGGAAAAAUGGAAUAUUUGUAAUAGUUAAAAAAUUAAUAAACGGCAAAGUAAAUAAUUCUGAAAACAAAUCUGCUGGUUAAAGGCCGAUUUGUACUGAUGUGAUGUUUCUCAGUGAAUCACACUGAUUUGUAAAUCGGAUGGUAUGAAGGAACAGCAUUGUUUGUUGAGGAUUUGCCUCACAUUUCUCUUGUAACUGUUACAUGCAAAGUGUUUGUUUCUGAAUGUUCUGUAUUAAUAUUUCUACUAUCUGGUGGCAGGAAGGAAAAAAAUUGAAGAUUUCAUCUACUCUCCAUGUGCUUUGGACAAAGGAAUAGAGCUCAGCAUAAAUAAAAUAUCUAGUAAAAUUCAAUUCCAGUUUUAUUUGUUGGGAUCAGCUUUAUAAAUCAAAAGAAAAAAUUGUCUGGGUUGCAAUUUUACAAUAAGGCUGAUAUUUUAUGCACGUUUUGUACUAGAGACUCGUGGCUUGAUAAAUGUUUUCUUUCCCCAUCCAUGUUUAUAAUUCAGUCAUGUGAGUUGUAAUUGAUUCGCUGCAGGUACCAACAUAUGAAGGAUGUGGAUGACAUCCUGAAAGUAUACCAACUGCCAUUUUUAUUUUUAUUUUGUGAUUUACAACCUGCAGUGUAUUGUUUUCUCUUAAGAUAGAAGUUUCUGUAGAUCUUUGUCAUCAAUUUAAAUUAAGUGUUUGAUCCAAGUAUUAAAGCUUUUCCCCCCAUCUAAUUAAGACUGUUAUUCAAAAUUCUCAGUGCGGUGUUCUGUUUCUUAUGAUCCAUUUACCAGCAUCAAAAAUUAAAAAACUGUUUAACUAUUCCAUAUAUUUGCAUUAUUCAGAUCAGCUAUCAUUUCAUCAACUGUAAAAGAAAAAGGUAUUGUGUGUGGGGUGGGGGAAGGUUAAGAGUUGUGAUAGUGUCACAAGCAAGCAGUGCACAAUAAAUUGUCAUAUCCAAAUGCUCCUCACAUGUUGAGUGAAAAGAGCCAGUUUGUCCUUGGGCCAUCCCAAAAUUAAGUUACAUAUUACAGUCAGAAUUGGUUAGCAAUUAUCUCUUCAGUAUAUUUUUGUAUUUCAUGUGUUUGUGUGUGCACUUUUCUGUUGUUUAGGAUAAUCAUGUUUUAUAUUCUCUGCCUCCCACCCCACCCCACACCCCUUUUUCACAUUUUUCUUCUUGCCUGAGUUGACUUACAAAUAAAAUGCAGUUCACUCUUUUCGUUUCUCUCUCUUAAGCUGUGUAUCAGCAAUUUCCUUCAUCCUUGUAGAUUAACAAAAAUGUAUUUUUCUACGUAUUUGAUAAAAAAAAUAUUUCACUGAUGAACAGAGAGAAAUAGAUGAAUAAUGAUCCAAGUGUUAAUUUUGUAGCGCUAUCUGCAAGUAUUGUAACAAAUCCAAUAAACACUUAUCAGGCACGAAAAUCAUCAGUGAAAGAAAUCUAACAGUGCAUGUUAGAAUGUUAAAUAUCAUGCAACGCUACUGAUUGUUUGUAGUCUGAGUAUGGGUGACUAUUAUUAUUAUUAUUAUUAUGUCACCACCACUGCCUUUACCACCAUUGCAGUUUAAUGUCCUGUUAAGAGUGAGGUCACUAGUUAUGGAAUAAUUCUGUUAAUGUCGGCAUGUAAGUUGUAGAUUGCUCCAUGAAGUUGGAAAAAUCUCAUUUUAUGAAGCACUUGAAUUGUAACAUUUUAAGGAACUCUGUAUCACUACUAAUAUAUUCCUUAAAACUAGAAAACAAUUUUUAUGUAACUUUUAUGCACUAUUGGUAAAUGCUGAUGUUUCUUAUCAUAAUCAGUUGUUAAUUUUUGUCUGUUAUGUAUUGGCCUCAUCAUACACUACCAGAUUCACAUUUUCUGUCAGUACAUCAUUUAUAGUAAUUCUACCAAAGUUGUUAAUAUUUCCAUAAUAUGGUUAUAAUUCAGACAGUAUUUAAUUUAUGUUAUUAUGUAUAAUGAUUGUGGUGAAGUGGUUGCUAUCCUGGAUGUAUGGGUAACAGGGCAUUGAUAUUGUUCUUGUUUGAAGUAUUUGUUCCAUGUAUGCUUUGUUGAUUAAAAUCAAUAUUUUAAAUG